AAGAUAUCCAACUCCAAGUCCUUAAACUGAAAUGUCUAUAGAAGCAUCACUCAAAACUUCAUCUCUUGACGGGGCGCAUCGUUGAGGAGGAGCUCUUGUGCAAUUAGGAGCGGUACUAAAAGUAUCCAUAAAUGUCAGGAGACAAACAAUUUCGCGGAACAACAACUGUCGACCAUUUUCCAGGCAACAUGUUGCCGGCAGACAUAAGCAGCAGCAGCAACAUCAACAGCAACUGACAACUGGCAGCAACAUCGUCGGCGAUUGUAGCAUUUGUAUCGUCGGUGGACUUCGUGCGUCUUUCAGUCGUUCAGUCGCAUUUCUGAUGGUUGCGUGACGCGGUCGUAGGACGCGAUGAAAGAGACAGUCGAACAGAACCAGAAAGAGAAGGCAAGCGAGAGUGACGUGAAAAGUUGAAAAGUUUCCCAGUGCGAAAAACAUAACAGAAAUCCGCAAAAAAGAAAAUCAAAAUACGUAAUAAAGUGAAAGAAAUAUUAGAAUAUAAAUUAGCAUAAUUUAGCGGAGAACCGCGCAGACAAGCAGACUUUAAUAUCGCACUUAAUUAGUGUCGCACGGGCAGAGCGCUGACAAUGUGGCAGACACUAUCAACAUUAGCCACAUCACUCAGAGCAGCAGGAGCAGAAUCCGAGGCAGAUUGCAACUGCAGCGUGAAUAACGCGGAAAUGCAAAGUCACAAAGCAGGCAACAUGUUGCCGUCAACAGACACGGAGCGUAGGUGUCACUGUCACACAGAAAUCACAACAAACAAAAGUCACAUCACCAGAAGCAGCAACAGCAGAAGCGGCAGCAGCAACAGCCCUAGCCUCCACAAUCACAGCCAUGGUAGUUGCAACUACAGCAGCAACAUGCUACAAUUCCUGUUCCUGUUCGGCGUCCUUUGUGAUGCCGGACAGGCUUCGCUGCGUGAUGUCAACCUGCUGGUGCAACCUCCGGCGGUGCGAAGGGGCCAAUCGGUGGCUCUGCGAUGCAAUUACCAACUGGACGGGGCACCACUGUACUCCAUCAAGUUCUACCGUGGUCAGUUUGAGUUCUACCGCUACACUCCAGGAGAAUAUCCUCACACAAAGGUCUUUUAUCAUCCCAGUAUCCGGGUGGACGAGAGCGGCUCAAAUUCCACAAUGGUGCUGAUACGCAACGUGAGCUUCAGCCUCUCCGGACAAUUCAGCUGCGAAGUUACGGCGGAUGCACCGCUAUACUCUACGGCCACGGCGUACGCCCAAAUGCAAGUUGCGGAGUUUCCGGAGAAGCGCCCGCAGCUCUUUACGGAGAAUACACGCUACGAGCCCGGCGAUGUUUUACGGGCCAAUUGCAGUAUUUCGCCAUCCCGACCGCGGGCUGAACUUCGAUUUACCAUCAACAAUGUACCGGUGAACUCAGAUGAGACUCAAUACAUUCAAGCGGGCGACAAUUUAAUAGCAUCCCGACUCAGUCUGAGAGUGCAGCUGCAGGCAAUUCACUUUGUGGCCGGCCUCAGUGCCCAUGGAAAUGGGAAUGGUAAUGGCAAUGGCCUUACGAACUCACUCUAUACGGGUAGCGGAGGCGGAGGCAGUAGUGGAGGAGGCCUCGUCCUUCGGUGCACGGCGCAAAUUGGCGAUCUCUAUCAGGAGUACAAGGAAAUCGAGCUGGGCACACCGCAAAAGGAUCCGGUGCCAGCCAGAGUGACGCUGUCAUCGGGAACGGGCCUAAACAGCUUCUUGGACUAUUUCGCCAAGUCGUCGGCUCCCGGCCAAGGACGGGGAGAGGCUGUGGGCGUGGGCGUCGUCUGUUGCCUGGCCACGAUGCUGAGCCUACUGAUUAACGUAAGCUAAAUGGCCAAGGGUGAAGAGGUCGGAGGAUGGACUUGUAAUACGUGGACUUGGAUGUGAAAUGUGUAUAGCUUAUCGAUCAGCGAUGGAAAUUAGAAACCCGUCGGCCGUAAACUGCAUUAUUUAUCUAUGCCGAAUGCAAUUUAAAUUACGAAUAUAGAAACUCGCGCGCAUUGGCCACGCGAUUCCUAUUAAGCUCAUACACUAGUACACACAGGAUAUUAUGAAUGUAAAUGUAAAUAUUUGCUUUAAUGAUGUAAAAGGAUACAUGAACUCGCACAUACACGCACACGCACACAUAGACACGCGACUAAUUGUUAAUUAAUGGAUUAUUUAAUGAUGCAUAAAAUAUUGGAUAAAAUAUUAAUGUAUUAUUUGCAUUUAGCUUCAAUACAAGCGGAUAUCAACCUAAUGUUUAAGUGAAAUUAAAGCAAAAAACAGAAUCGUUGAAACGAUUGAAAAAAAUCAUAAAAAACUGUAAACAUGAAAGAAAAAACUGCCAAUGUCA
Molecule: messenger RNA, 2331 nt
Organism: Drosophila bipectinata
Lineage: Eukaryota; Metazoa; Arthropoda; Insecta; Diptera; Drosophilidae
Gene: beat-IIb
Product: beaten path IIb
Source: RefSeq, a predicted model, not a curated record